This is a messenger RNA of Cornus florida, 2293 nucleotides long. RefSeq names its product dolichol kinase EVAN. Gene Ontology annotation, molecular function: dolichol kinase activity. The coding region runs from base 154 to 1863 and encodes 569 amino acids. The transcript is spliced from 14 exons. NCBI's taxonomy places the organism in Eukaryota, Viridiplantae, Streptophyta, Magnoliopsida, Cornales, Cornaceae. Gene Ontology annotation, biological process: dolichyl monophosphate biosynthetic process. The record is from RefSeq and is a predicted model, not a curated record. Gene Ontology annotation, cellular component: endoplasmic reticulum membrane.
AUUUGAUGGGAAAAAACCCGAACCGACUUGUAUUUCUAAAGACGGGUAAAAAUCUCGUGCGCGCCAAUCCUGUCUCUCUCAUCAUCUCCUCUGCAGGUUGAUUUCGUCGCCGAUCCUCUGAAUUGUUCGUCUUUCUCCAUACGCCAAAGUCAAAUGGCGACUCCGGCUUCGUCGCUGUUCAACGGCGAGAGGGCCGUGGUUGUCCUCUUCAUUUCUCGCGUCCUGUUCGCCACUCCUCUCUCUCUCCUCUACGAAGCUCUAGCUUUCUCUCUCCUCGCGCUCUUCGCCCUCUUCAUCGAGAUUGUCGCCGAAGCUUCCAAUUCCAUUGGUCAAUUCAAGACCAGGCCAGGAGUUCCAUCCGGGAUUCUGCUAGGGUCGGUUACACUGCCCGGUCUUACGAUAUCAAGGUUGAUACAGCUGUCAAGAGCACUUUCAUUAAAUGAAGUUGGAGUUGAAGAGCUUGAAUAUCUACGGUUGCAAUAUUGGGCCACGUCUGCCUGCUGCUUCAGUGUGCUUGUUUUCCUUGGCUUUGUUUGUCGCCAUACGCCAAAUGAUACACGCUCCGUUUCUUCGGCUAGUGUUUGGAGGGUGAAGUUUAGCUUAAUAUGUUUAGCUUGUUACACAUCAGUGUGCUACGUGUCUUUUGCUUCAAAUUCUCGAAGUGACUGGUAUGCAGCAUUGAAGCUACUGUGGAUACUCUGUCAUGGAUUUGCAGCAGUGAGAUUAAUUCUGCAUGUGCUUCGUACUUUCCCCUCGUGUGCUUCCAUUGGGGAAGCACUUCUGGUGACAGCUGGUCUUGUUAUAUACUUUGGGGACAUGUUAGCAUGUACAAUUUCAAAGAUUCAUGGAUAUGUAAUUUCGUCAGAUAUGAUUUCUGUACAGUAUGGAAUCAAAAGAAGUGAGAUAAGCAUCAUCAUUCAGGGCAUGCUGCUUGGACUUCUUCUUUUUCCAAUAUUCUUUAAAUUUAUUGUUCACAUUUGGGGAUGCAUUAGGAGUUUGUUAUUUUCUAAAGCUAGGGCAGACCAUGAGAUCGGAAAAUCUAUUAUGUUCUAUGCUUCCCUGGUGUUCAUCUUAUUCGCGGUCAUUCCAUCAUGGAUGCAGUUUGUUCAAGAGUUUCACAUGCAUCCUUUUUUAUGGGUAAUAAAUUUUGUUUUCUCACAACCACUUAAGAGGCUCUCAUUGUGCAUAUACUGGGUGGCUGUUAUAUACGUGUCAGUUCAACGGUUCUACAAUAUCUCAAAGAACAGUAAGAUUGAGAGGAUUCUUCUUCGAAAAUACUAUCAUCUGCUGGCUGUUUCAAUGUUCCUGCCUGCUCUUAUCUUCCAGCCAAAAUUUCUUGAUCUGGCAUUCGGUGCAGCUUUGGCAGUUUUCUUAGCGUUGGAAAUUAUUCGAAUAUGGAGAAUUUGGCCUUUAGGACAGCUCGUGCAUCAAUUUAUGAAUGCUUUUACAGACCAUCGAGAUUCUGAUCUUCUUAUUGUCAGCCAUUUUUCACUCUUACUGGGGUGUGCGCUUCCUAUCUGGCUGUCUUCUGGGUUCAAUGACCGACCACUUGCUCCUUUUGCUGGAAUUUUGAGUCUUGGAAUUGGAGAUACAAUGGCAUCAAUGGUUGGCUACAAGUAUGGUGUCCUUAGAUGGAGCAAAACUGGCAAGAAAACCAUCGAAGGUACUGCAGCGGGCAUAACUUCUGUUUUGGCAGCUUGUUCACUUCUCCUUCCACUUCUAGCUACUACAGGAUAUAUUGUUACACAGCAUUGGGUGUCUCUUGUGGGAGCUGUGACCGUGAGUGGUUUGUUGGAGGCCUACACAGCACAGCUUGAUAAUGCCUUCAUACCCGUUGUCUUCUACAGCCUUCUCUGUCUGUAAAUGCGGAUUCACUAAUACUUCCAAAUAAUACACAGAUGAAUAAUUUUACAGAGGCAAUAACCACAUUUUCUACAAGAUCCAGGGCUUUUUUGUUAUUAUUUUUAGGAGAAUACGAGAAUUGCGAAAUCUGUUCUACAUUCUUGUAUCCGAGGUUUUGUUGGCUUUUUGGUCUAAAGCUCAGCUCUAGCCAGUCUUCGUGUGGUAUUCUACUAAGACUUUGUGUUCAGUAUACAUAUGAAGGGUCAAAUCCCUAUACACUUGUGUCAGUAGGAUUAGGGAUGAUACUGUAGGGAAAGAGAGAUUGUAGAAAUCAAUAUAUAUAUAUAUAUAUUCUUUACCAUGUAAACGUUUAAUGAGCCUUCUCUUCCAAUAAAAUAAUUCUUCAUUGUAAAUAUUCUUUAUCAUUUAUGUUAAUAUUCUUUAUCAUUUA